UGGCACCAAUAAACUGACCAUAGUGGGCGUGUCCGGGAAUCGUUGGCUUUAGGACCCGGCGGCUGCUCUUGUGAGGCAGGCAGGCAGCGGCUGGCAGACAAAGGGGAGCAGAGAAGCAGCGUGGAGUUUUUCCUGCAGCAUUGACACACACGCGUGCGCGCGCACUGACACGCUCCUUUACUCGCACCUCUCCUCGCCCACUUCUGCACACGCUCCUUUCACUGGCACAAGCAGCCACGCAGGAGCCGGCUUGUACGCAGACAAUGGCCUGUCCUUCCAGUUAGUGCUCUGAAGGGGAAAGGGGCAUUUUUGGAGCAGCAGAUGGGCUUGGAACCUGCUCUUUGUCAGCCGAGGACCACCACUGGUCACACCCCUGUCACCGCGCCCCUCAUAAAACUGAGACUUCAUUUGAAAGAAUGCAUGAUAUUACUGCGGUCAUCAUUGCAGGCUGAAGGCUUUUAUAUCUUGCACUGUUGAGAUAUUUAGCUCGUACAAAAAAAUCAGAAAUCUCCUCCUUUUAGGUUUAAACUUGCCUUGAUGAUUGAUUGGCUUUUUGAAGGGAUGCUUUGGUUGACCAUAUUAUUUCUUUGGUAUGUUCAUAAAGUCAUUGGACAAAAGUGUUGGGACAUACCAAAAUAUAUUAAAUUAUUAAAUUCAUUUUGGACAAUUCUAUGGUUCCAACUUUGUGGUAUUGGUUUAGGAAAGGCCAAACCAGGUAUGUAAAUCUUGGUUGGCUGACUUUGGUUGAAUUAGCAUCUAACCUCAGAAACACCUUUGGGAUUAACAGAGGGACUUUUAAAAUCUUGAAUUAAAUCUUCCUUGAAGUGUGUUAGCUGUUUAAAAAUGUGAGCAACUGUUUUAUGUUCACUUUGUGUCCUUACCCUAUUGUGGAAACAAGUGCAUCAGUUUUGCUUGAAUUUAUGCCAGUCGGCGUACUUGUCGAUGAAAGUGGAGGGGGACCUGAAUGGGGUGCAGGUGAGGUGUGGGUAUGCAAAUGUUUGAAAAAGAGGCAGGGUCCUCCAGUCUCAGGACUGUUCAUUCCAAAGCACAGCUUGGUGAUUGUUUCAUGGACAAUCAUUUGCAUAUUGCCUGAAGUGGCAGGCAGCAUUCGACCUCAUUGAAAUUCAUUGGAACUUUCUUCCCUGUAUUUUUAGACUCGGUGUAGCUGGUCCCCCUCGCCUCAAUCGUAUCAAUAGUACCCCAACUCUUGGUCACCAUGGAGCUCGACUUUGCACACUUUGACGAGCGAGACAAGGCGUCCCGGAGCCCGCGAAAUGGCCGCUUGAACGGACUCCCAAGCCCGACCCACAGCGCCCACUGCAGCUUCUACCGCACGCGCACACUGCAAGCACUGUCCAAUGAGAAGAAGGCCAAGAAGGUGCGCUUCUACCGCAACGGAGACCGCUACUUCAAGGGCAUCGUGUAUGCUGUGGCCAAUGACAGAUUUCGCACCUUCGACGCUCUACUGGUCGAUUUGACGCGCUCGCUGGCCGACCAUAUCAACUUGCCUCAAGGCGUCCGCUUUAUCUUCACUAUUGAUGGCACCACUAGGAUCACAGCACUGGAUGAACUAGAAGAAGGGGAGAGCUACGUUUGCGCUUCAGAGAACGCUUUCAAGAAGGUCGACUACACAAAGAACGUCAACCCCAACUGGUCUGUGAAUGUGAAGGCCUCGGCCAGCCAGAAGAGCAUUCAGUCGUUGGCGGCUCGUGCCGCCACCGAGCCCAGAGAGCAAAGCAAAGACUUUGUCCGACCCAAGCUGGUGACGGUGAUGCGCAGCGGCGUCAAACCGCGCAAGGCCGUGCGCAUCCUGCUCAACAAGAAGACGGCGCACUCUUUUGAGCAAGUGCUCACAGACAUCACGGAAGCCAUCAAGCUGGAAAGCGGGGUGGUCAAAAGGAUCUUCACACUGGAUGGCAAACAGGUUACUUGCCUUCAAGAUUUCUUUGCGGACGAUGAUGUCUUCAUUGCAUGUGGACCUGAGAAACAUCGCUACGCCCAGGAUGACUUCUCCCUGGAUGAGAAUGAAUGCCGAGUGAUGAAGAAUCAGAAAGCUCAUCGUAGUUUCAUUAAGAGUCCUGGAUCCGUCAUGCGCUGCAAGUCCCCUGCUGAAUCAAUCAACGGAACAGGCUCCAGCAGCCAGAUUUCCACCCCCAUCUCCAAGCACUCUCCCACCUCCACCCCGACCAGCCCUGCACCCGGUAACAAACAGAAGGAUCUCUACCUGCCCUUAUCUCUGGAUGAUGAUGAUUCUGUUGGGGAAUCCAUGUAGACUCUGAAACCUUUUUUGUAAACCUGUGAGGCUUUCCAGCUUUUCUAGAGUGCCAGCUUGUGGCCGAGGAGACCCACUUAGGUGUCAACUAGAAUUCUCUUUACUGCUUGAGAGCACAAAAACACCCACUCUUGUUUUUCUAAUUUAUCAGUUUUUACCACAAAAUAUUCAUCUCACAAUAACACAAAUGUUCUAACAAAUUUCACUGCCACUGUUUAGAAAUUUUACUUUUUUUUUUUUUGCACACUACACUCCAAUCACAAAUUUCCCAGCAGCAAAUUGAGUGAUUUCAGGGUCUCAAAUCUGACUUUUGUAUGCCUAUUUUUUCUUUUCUUAGGGUGCUAAAGCUAGUCUUUUUGGGGAGGGGGGUGAGCCCCGUGUUUUGAACCUGCUGUAAAUACUGUUCAUAGUUCUCAUAACCUUUCCUGGUAUUCCGGUCACCAUUGCUGUGCUUCCAUAAAGUCAUCUUAACAUUUGUUCAACUUUUUCUGGCUGUAGUCAAAGUAAAAGAACUCCUGAGGUAGCAAUGUGUGGAAAGAUCUUCUGAAAAGGAAUCUUUCUUAAUCAAUAAUUGCAAUAACUAUGAAAACAUUGCGGAAAAACAUUCCACACAUUCCUCAAGCAAUUUUUUUGUUUUGUUUAAUGGCUCCAUAUAUACAUUUGCAAGCUAUACCUGGUUACAUCAUAUACCCUCCAUCUUGUACAUAUUGCUUUGCAUGAUACUGGUGAAUUAUUUUAAAGCUUUAGGUGCAAAAAAAAAAAAAAAAAGCUGAUUUGAAGGACCUAACGGUGCAUAAGAUUAACCAAAGUUCAUCUUGUUAAAUUAGGCCAAUCAGUAUACGGCAGUGUUUUGGUAACAUUUUGAUAAGUCAUGGAUAAAUACGUAAAGGUCACAAAGCCAAAGUGUUGCAGGAUUUAUUUAGGAAAAAAAGACUUAGCUUCUAUUAACAUUUCUGGAGGAACAUCUGGUGAUGCAAACAUGUUCCUCCCAAGGCUCUAACAUAAUAUUGCUUUUAAUAUUUGAUAAAGUUUAUUAAUUUAUAAGAAUGGUACGUGUCUUGGAUUUUUCUCUACAUUCAACUUGUGAGCUAUGACCUUUUUUAAGUCGCCUUGUGCGGCUCUUUUUUUUAAUAAAAAGUAUAUGAUUUUGUUUCCUAAGAGUUAUCUCAGGUUUUGCUGGCAAUCAAGCCCGAGACUCUUGAUUCAAUUGGAUGACACUGAAGCACAACCAGCUCCAGGCACUUUGAAUGUCUGCAUGGCGGGACCACAAUUUACCCCCAAAAAACUAAGUGCUACUUGUAUAGCCUCCGUUUUUCAAUUAACAUCUAUGCAUUUGGAUUUUAGGAGUAAUGAUGAAAUGUUCAUGCUGUUUGUCGACGACAUCGAUGAGAACCCCCCCCCCCCCCCCCCCGCUCCCUUAGAAUAUAAAACAAACAAAUGUUCGUGUGGGGUUUAGUCAUCAUCAACAUUGGUGCCUUGUUUUUGAUCAAAACAAGAAGCUUGCUUGCUACUUUUUAACCACUUUGUCAAAUGAGGCUUACCAACAAUGCUUGUUUUGUAGACUUAGACACUUUAUUAUGGUGUAUCCCGUAGUCUUUUAUAUUCCACCUAUGCCUUUUCUCAUGACAUAAAUGACCUUUUUUUGUGGUAUUUUGCAAUGUCAAACAGUGGAUUGUUUCAGUGCUUCAUUCAAUGUAAUAGCCGGCAUCAUUUUGCAAAUAAA
This is a messenger RNA of Syngnathus typhle (broad-nosed pipefish), 3995 nucleotides long. Its product is annotated as neuronal migration protein doublecortin-like. The transcript is spliced from 7 exons. NCBI's taxonomy places the organism in Eukaryota, Metazoa, Chordata, Actinopteri, Syngnathiformes, Syngnathidae. The coding region runs from base 1217 to 2272 and encodes 351 amino acids. Gene Ontology annotation, cellular component: axoneme. The record is from RefSeq and is a predicted model, not a curated record. Gene Ontology annotation, biological process: retina development in camera-type eye; photoreceptor cell development; intracellular signal transduction.